Staurois parvus is the source of this 1623-nucleotide messenger RNA. The record is from the annotation of a GenBank genome assembly. Lineage: Eukaryota; Metazoa; Chordata; Amphibia; Anura; Ranidae.
CCCGCAGAUGUUUUUAAAUGCCCGACCUUAAAGGCUCUUCAGUUGGACGACAAUCUAAUCCAACACUUGCCUCAUAAUGUGAAGCUUCUCCUGCAGCUUGAGAAAUUAUCCAUUGAGGGAAACAAGUUGCAAUGUCUGCCUUCUGAACUAGGGCAUCUUUCACAACUACAGGCCUUAAACAUAAACCAUAACCAAAUUGCAUCCCUCCCAGAUAACAUUUCAAACCUCCAACACAUCAGGCAACUCUUUGCCAACAAUAACCAUCUCACACAAUUACCUACAUGUAUUGGAGACCUUGCAACCCUUCAGAUCUUGGGACUUAGCAGGAACGCCCUCAAAACUUUGCCAGAGUCAGUUGCCAAUCUUAAAAACCUACAUGUUCUAAAUUUAGAUGGCAAUCAUAUGUCUAGCUUGCCCAAGCCCAUCUUCAGGCUCCUGCAGUUGGUCAAGCUCUGUGUAGGUGGAAACCAGAUCAAAAGUUUACCAAAAGAAAUUGGUGACCUAAAAGCCCUUCGAGAACUGUCACUGAGUAAUAACCAGCUCACCUUUUUACCUGUACAACUUUACAACUUGACCAGCUUGGAAGAACUUAUCCUUGAUAAUAACCGGAUAACCAAAUUAUCAGACAAGAUAGAGCAACUACAACAACUCAAAGUUUUCUCUAUUUCUAAUAAUUUGCUUCAGUUCAUUACAGAGAGUAUCUGCAACUGUCAUAGUAUAGAGACUUUAAAUUUAAGUGGCAACCAAAUGUGUGCUCUUCCAGAAAAUAUUCACAAGUUGAAAAAGCUAAAGGAGCUUCAGGUUGACCAAAAUGCAUUGACAGUUUUACCAGAGCAACUGUCUCACCUCAAAAGUAUUUCCUCAAUUUCCUGGGCUGAGAAUCAGCUUAUUUAUGUUCCAAUCGAAUUGAAAAACUGUUUACAAAUCAGCCAUCUGGAUCUGAGUGGUAACAAGCUGAUGGAAGUCCCACAAGCUUUGUCCUCCAUGAUAACACUUCUACAUUUGAACCUUAAUAAAAAUGAAAUUCAUGACAUACCUGAGACCAUUGUUUACAACAAGCAGCUGAAACGCUUAGAGAUGAGUGGAAACAAAUUAAGUACUUUCUCAGUUUACUUGUGCACACUUAACAAUCUCAUUUACUUAGAUAUGAGCAGGAACGAGCUUUGUGAACUCCCACCAAACGUGUCUGAGAUGGACUCUUUGACUGAUCUUCUUCUCCAGUGUAAUAAGUUUACACAUUUCCCCCCUGAACUCUGCACUGUAAAGAGUCUCGAAAGAUUAAACUUGUCAGACAAUCAGAUUGAGUUUUUGCCAGCACAAAUCAGUUGGCUGCAAACGCUGAUGGACCUGGACCUCUCAAAUAAUAAUUUCAGAGCAUUCCCUGGUGAGGUGUGCUAUGUUUUGUCAUUGGAAACACUGAAAAUCAAACAGGAGAGGGGAAGGAAGGUAAUCAGAUAUUUGCUCAUCUCUGUAUACUCGUGUUUAUUUUUCCAGGCUCUUAAAAAAAUAUCUUUGGGGAGUCAGGUGUUCAUGCUAUAUUUUAUGAAAGUACAUUUGACUUGCUGGGUUUUAGAGUGCUACUUUGUCUGCUUAGAUGUGGGUGGACAAAACACUUUUAGCUGA